AUGAUGGCUGUUAAUAGACAGCAGAAUGUUUUACCCGAAGAAGAAUAUUUAGAGGUAAUUAUUUUAAUAUUUAAUUUUUUUAAUUUGUUUAGAUUUUAAAUACCAAAUAAAGUACUUAAAUAAUUCAUAGUAACAGGCUUUAGAUGAUUUGCCUUAUUAUUCAAUUUAUAAUCUCUAAGUUAUUAAAAACUGUUAUUAGUUCUGAAAUUAUUGUACUAAAACUUAAACCUUUUUAAAAAAGGGUUGGUGUCUGGCUCUUGGGGUAGAAAAAUCCUCAAUUUUUUUAUAUGUUAAACCAUAAUAUAAUGUUAGCAAUCAACUAAAAUAAUAUACAUUAUGUAGAGAUAACAUUGUGUUUAUAAUCUUAACUAUUGGGUUUCUUGGUUUUAUCCUUUUUUUUAAAUAAUGUUAUUUAAAAAAAAAAAAUAAACUAUAAUGGUAUUGACAUGUUUGUCAUCAUUUUUGUUGCCAUAGUAGUAUAACGCACACUAGUUGCAAUAUUGUCAGUAGAUCCUAUAUUAAAAGAUAGUCAAUAAAGUAUAUAUUGUAAGGCUCUCAAAACCCAUUUUUUUGUCAUGCUUUUGGUUAAAGACGUCCGACCAGAAUCAUCUUUAUAAACGCUUUUCUGUGCAUUUUAGAAUAUGAGGCUGUUGUCUGGGAUCCCCAUACUGUUAAUAAUGCAAGACAAAUUGAGCAUGUUCAACGCAGGAUCCUUCACUAUGCCAGCUUUAUACUAAAGAUACCUUGCGCGCCUCAUAACUAUACUCCGAUUGCUUUUCACCUUGGUUUAGCCUCUUCAGCCAAGUGUCACUGUAUCACUGAUAUGAAACUCCUUGCUGGUCUAUUGAAUAAUAAUAUUGAUUCGCCUACCCUUCUUUCUUUAACCUGUUUCAAAGUUCCUUCUUGUUCAUCUUCUUCCACUAUCAUAUUAUAUGUCUCGCAUGCCACCACCAACUACAUGGCUAAUAAGCAUCUAAUAUCGUCUGCCAAUGUGGAUUCUGCCUUAAAUGAUUUAUUGUUCUAAUUAUGUGUAAUUUUUAUAUUAUAAGCUAUUAUUUUGUAUACUGCUAUUAAUUACUUUUUGUAAUGACUUCUGUUAUCACAAAUGUUAAAUGUUUCAUAUUCAUAAGAGCCCAACCCAUAUAAUUAAAAUAAAACAUAUAAAGGAAAACCUUAGCUUGGGUUGUGUUUAUUUUCAAUCAGUUUCGAUUUGAAAAAUCAUCAGGUAAUAUCACAACAAAAAUGUGUUUUAAAGAAUUUAAUUUUUUUUCGUCUAUAUUGUACUACCUGAUAAUAUUUUUUUCGUUUUUUUUUUCAGAAUUGUUAUUAGUAAAUAGUAAAUACACACAAUACAUAAUACUUCAGGUUAGGAGUAUUAAUCUCUAAAACAAUAUUUGUUUUUUAAUAAUAAUCAUAUUUGAAUUAGAAAUCGCUAAACAUCCUAAACUCAAUUAUACUAGACUACUGUCUUUAGUGGAUAAUAGAUACACAAACACAUAUAAUAGUUCUUAAAGUUUUAAAUUUUAAUAUAUUUAUAAUAAUUGUACAUGGAAAUUAUUCUGAUUAGCAUUUAAAAUUAACAUUUUAAUAGUUUUUUCUGUUCAAAAUUGUUGGGUUAUUAAAUUUAAUUUUUGUAUUGAAACAAUAUAUAAUACACAAAUUUAAAAUAAAAUAGAUUUCCGUGCACUAUAAUACCUAACCUAACCCAGUAUUGUUUUAUUUGUUUCAGAAUAUUGGUAAAAUUAUAGAAAGAGAUUUCUUUCCAGAUUUAGAAAAAUGGAAAGCUCAAAAGGAUUAUUUAGAAGCAGUUGAACAUAAUGACACAAAAAAAUUAAGAGAAAUUUAUGAGAAAUAUAGUUUGAGCAAACAAUUACUUCCUGUUCAACCAGGUAAUUUAUUGAAUUAAAAUAUGGAACCUGCAGAAGAACUGUCCUUGUUGGUUUACAAUAUAAAUAAAUAAAAUGAUUAUAAUAUACUCUGUUCCAUAUAAGAAUGCACCACCCCUCAAGGUAUUUAAAUAUAUUGUAGAGAAACGUCCUGCCCCCUUCACUGAGUUUAUUCGCUCUACGAUUAAUUGCUGUUAAUCGGCUGCACUAGUUUUGAUCAAUUAUCGUCCGCUGCCCAGUGCGUUCUUAUUUGAAACGGAAUAUAACUAUGUAUCCUUUUUAUUUUUUUGUGAUAUUUUUGUUAGUGCCAAUUUGUAAUUAUUUACAGUAGUCUAUUAAUUAUACUAUUAUAUAUUUAAUAUAUAAUUAUGAAUUUCAUCAACAGAUGCUAGCCCAGAUACAUUUGAAACACCGCAACCAGUUAAAGGACCAUCGAGUAGUAGGGCUGAUAAUCCUACAGAUAUUAAUUAUGGAAACCAAGAUGACUCUAAACCAAAAAACAUUGGUAAGUAAACAGUAGAACAUAAUAUUUAAUCUAUUAACUAUUGAAAUUGUACAUAUUUAUUUUUAACUUCAGUUAACUUGCAAUAUAACAAAUUUCAAGGGAGUAAAAAAAAGUUUGUUUAUUUAAGAAAAAAUGUAUAUCAACACAACAUAUUCAUUUUUAAAUAACUAAUUUGUUAUUGUACUGUAUCAAAAUUCAGUCAAUCCCAUAUAAUAUAUUCCUAUAAAUAAGUAAAUAACACACUACAAACCAAUAUUUAUUUUUGUUUAACAAUACAGUAUAAUUCAAAUAUGUAAAAUCAUAUCUAAGAAAUAAAUUGACAUUAUAUCUUAAGAGGAUGUCAUAUCCACAUGUGCUGUCUCAACUAACAGAAAAAUAGCAAAAUCUACCUCACGCAGACUGCAUAGAACUCUCUUAAUUUUAGUUUAACAGUAAAAUCACCUAUUAUAAAAUUAAAAGAAGACAAUAUUCUGGAGGGUAGGAUAAUUUGUUUUUCCUAUUAUUAUUAUUCCGAAUAUAACAUUCAAUACAUCUGUUAGAACUUAAAGACUAAUUCAGUGUUUUCAAGUAACUAACAUUUCAAUAAUUAAUUUUAAAAAAUAAACGCAUCGUCUUGCCCUUCGAAAUGAUAUGCUCUUUUAAUUUUAUAAUAUAUGCAUUUACUCUAAAACCAAAAUUAAGUGAGUUCUACGCAAUCUACAUAAGGUAGAUUGUGGUAUAUUGCCCGUUAGUUUGACUGACAGCUUAUGUGGGUAUAAUGUCUUCUUAAUAGCAAUUAACAAUUUGUAACAGCAAGUUCGAGAAUUCUAAAAAUUUGUUAGAUCACUUUGGCCAAAAACAUUUUUAUACUGAGGAGACCAAAUUCGUUAAAUCACGCAAUUUUUAAGGUAACAACAUUUUCAUAAGCUAUAUUGCAAGUUGACUGUAUGAACGCUGUUAACUCCUCAUAACCUAUUUUCAUAUUAAUUAUGACAUUUCUAGAAAAUGUUGGAUUGGAUAAGUUUUUAAGUAAUACUACCAGUGAAGAUAAUCAGAGUUUUAAUGAAAUAAUUAAAGAAGCAGAAAUUCAAUUCCAAAAAAAGGUAUUGAAAUAUAUUUUGUAAUGCAAAAUGGUACUUAUUAGUUGUUUGUUAUCAUUCCGCCAAAUAUAAAAAUAAAUAAUAAGUAAAAAUUUUAAAAUGAUAUUAUAUAUAUAAAUUAAAAUGAAAAGAAUAUAUUAUAAGUAUUAUAAAAUAUUAGGAUGGAGGCCAAAACUCAGAAACAUCUUUUACGUUAGUUUCAAACUCAUCUAGUUAUUCAAGUCAUGUUUGCCAUAUGAAUUCUACCAAGUACAAUUCCAGAAAAUUUCUUUUGGUUCUACUAUGCUUUUUAGUUCCCCAUGAAUUCUGGAUGUUACAGGUAUGUGUUUCUGUGUACAAAUCAACAAAAUUAUAGGUAUGAUUAACAGAAUUAUAAUGGAAUCCUACUUGCUGCAAAUUUUUGUAAACUUUCCUACAAUUUGAUAAAAUUAUUAAUCCUGGUCUUAUAUAUUUUUGUUUCAUAGGUAACAAUGUUUUUUCUGAUGAAUCAGAUAUCCUAAUUAUUAUAAAAUACUCUUUGGUUUCCCAUCAUAUUCUACUGAAAAUCCAUUAUGGCAAAAUGUAUCAGUCAUUAUUUUUUUCCAUGCACAAAUAAACUAUUAUCUGUUUUGACAAAAAGACUUAAACCACCAAUUUCUUUAUUGUGAUUAUUUUUUAAUUUCUAUACAUAAUGUAUUAUCAUCUCACGUACAAAUAGAUAAUUGCUCCUAUUGAAAACAUCAUUUUGUUCAAUUUUCAGUUUACACUUAAAGGGCUACAGGGAAAAACAAUAAUAAUCAAUAUUACUAAAAUGUUCAGUAUUGCAGUUUUAAAGUUUCAGAACUAUAAUAAAAACUUGCUAAACCGUAUAUUUAAAUCUUUGUUAUAUUACUGACUGUGAUAUUUAUGCCACAACUUGAUUUGCUUAUCAAUUUAGCUGGAAACAAAUGAAAGGCUAUGGGGAAAUACGAUAAUAGUCAAAAAUAAAAAAUAGCUUAGUUAUAAUAUUAUUUUGUCAUUUUUUUCUAGCCGAAUGAUAUGUAAAUCAAGUUGGGGCAUAAAGAUCAUAGUCAAGGUUUAAAUAUAUUCGGUUUAAUAAGGUUUUAAUAUAGUUCUGAAACUUUAAAACUGCAAUACUGAACAUUUUAGGAAUAUUGAUUAUUAACAUUCUUCCCCAUAGCCCUUCAAAUGACAAAAUGAUAAUAUUUAUUUAUUUUAUUACAAAACCGACUAUGACCCAAGGUACAGAAAAAUAUAUACAUAAUAAUAAUAAUAGGGAAGUACAUAUAAAUUACAUUAACAUAAAGACAUUGUUAUAAUUGAUUAUGAAAAAUAAAACGAUGGGUCCUCAUUAUCAAUACACAUCAUUUUAAACAUUGGUCUAUUAUGAGAGUAAUUUGUGGUGCAAAGAGGAAUAAAAAAAGGAUAAGUUGCUUGGGAGUGGAAGCUGGGAUUUUUAAGGUUAUAUGCAAUAUUAUAAUAUCCAAUUUUUAUUAUUUUUUUUUUUUACUAUUAUCAUUUUCCCCAUAGCCCUUCACUUACAAAAUGUUACUGAAGUCAUUUUUCAGGCCCAAUUGUAUAUAUUGUCAAUCUAAAACUAGUUAUCCUAUGAUUUCUCUUCUGACAUUUCCACUGUGGCCCUUUAAUAGACAUUAUAUUUUUACACACUUUUUUCACACAUUUCAUUAACUUAGACUAUAAUUUUCUUGUGUAAAAUUUAAUUCCUAUAUCAUCAUUAAAAACUACUGAGAAUAAAUCAUUGAAAUUUGUUUUGUUGUAAUUCAUAAUUUUUCAUAUGGUAGGGUAAUAAUUAUAAUGAAUGUCGGCAACGUACAAAUGUUUAAUAUGAAGUAAAAUAUAAUUUUCUCAUUGUGUAAAAUAGAUCACUUAUCACAGAAUAAGUACAAAAUAUAGGAACAGACAUACCCUUUUUUGACAUUAGUUGAAUUGUGUCCCAUUUCUAUAAAACUAAGUAAAUUGCUUUCCUGUUAUAUAUAAUAGGUAAUUUGUUGGUCAAUUAUUCAAUUAUUCAUCAAGUAUUUAUGCAAAAAAAAAAUUAAAAGUAUAUUAUAUAUUUUAAAAAAGUAAACAUUUAAAUGAAAUGGCUUUGACAUAUUCGAAUCUAGUCAAUAAUUUAUUAUUAUAUUUAAUCAUUUUUUCUUGGAUAUAAUUUUCUUUUUCAAUAAUUUGACAAGAUUUUAUUUUUCCAUUAUUUCAUAUUUUUAUAUAUGUUUCAGACUAAAUAUUUUUUAAAACAUCAAUAAAGUUGUGAAUAUUUGAAUGACUAGUGAUAAUUAGAGUAUUUAAUUUGGAAUUAAAUGCCUCACAACUGUUAUUGGUUGUCCGAUUUAUUGUUAGUGAAAAUUCAGCCCAGAAAUUUGGAGGGAAACUUGCAUCUGUUGUAAUUCAAGUUUUUAAUAUGUAUUCCAUAAAUAAAAAUAAAUAAAUAAAUACGUAUAAUAAAAAAAAGCAAUUCAUCGACUAGUAAAAAAUAUCCUGGCUGUAAUUCACCUAGCUCUGUAUUAACAUUUUAUUUUUGAGACUCAAUUUACCGAACCCUCCAUUUUUAAGGUAUAUAUAUUAUAUUUAUUAUUUAUAUUUUGUAUAUUGUUUGGUGGGUCGAUAACAAAUAGUAGUGGCGGUACAAUAAAUUUACUAUGGUGUACUGACAGAGUGAUAAUAAACAAGUACCUACAAAAUAAAAUAUAUUAAAUACAAUUUUUUUUUUUUUCUAGAAUGCUUGGCUAUUUGAUGGUGAAAAAAAGGCAUUAGAAACAGUUGAUAAACUUGAAGUGCCAUCUAUUGAAGACCAAGCAUCUAUUAAAGAUCGACCAUUUAAUAUGGAUUCGUGGACUUUUAAAAAUAAAAAUUAUAUAAUGUAUGUUCCUGACGGAGUUACAUUAACAAAAGAAGAACUCAUAAAUAUGGCCUCAAUGCGACAAAAAAUUGACCACUCUAACACAAGAUUACGGUUGAAUCCAUUUGAUGAACAUCAUAACAAGCAACAACUAUGCAGUUUAGCGCACAUGCAAACCAGACAAUUAGAUGGAAAAAUUGGAGUUGAUGGCAAAGAAUUAACUUCUUCUACUCCUAAAAUAAAUGGAUAUGGGUUUGUUAAAACUCCAUCUCCUGCUCCUGGUGUUAAUCAAAGUCCAUUUAUGACUUGGGGAGAAAUUGAAGGGACACCCUUCCGUUUAGAUGGCAGCGACACUCCAUUGAUACCUCAUAAUUCAGGACCUAUUUUCAAAAUACCCGAACAACCCAAACGUGAACGAUUAGCACAUGCACUUGCAGAAAAAGCUAGUGAAGGUCAUAGAAAUAAAAAAAUUAAAGCUUUAGAAACAGCCCGAAAACAAUUAUCUACGUAAGUGUCUAUUUAAAAAAAAAAAAUGGUAUUGUUUUUAAUUAAAUUUUAUUUAUUUUAUGUUCUAGGCCUUCACCAUCUAAUUUAAUGAAUAGCCCAUUAGAUCGAUUGAAUUCUAUGUCACCAGCAGCUCAACGGUUGGUUUGCAGUCGUUUGAGUUGCGAUAGAAGUAGAGAUAAUGCUUUAAGAGCAUCAUAUAGUCCAUCACCACAUACAACUCCAUCUAGAUCACCUUCCAUCUCUGGGUUAAAAGGUGACAUUAGAAAACUAACUCCAACUAAUAAGAAAAAUUCAUAUGAAGUACCUCAAAACUUAACCGAUAAUCUAUUGAAUAUUAAUGUUACAAAACGCUCGAGAGCUAUAGAUUUCUUUUAA
Messenger RNA from Cinara cedri, 7188 nucleotides. The record is from the annotation of a GenBank genome assembly. NCBI's taxonomy places the organism in Eukaryota, Metazoa, Arthropoda, Insecta, Hemiptera, Aphididae.